Molecule: messenger RNA, 2750 nt
Organism: Scleropages formosus (Asian bonytongue)
Lineage: Eukaryota; Metazoa; Chordata; Actinopteri; Osteoglossiformes; Osteoglossidae
Product: zinc finger and SCAN domain-containing protein 22
Exons: 3
Coding region: 431-1939 (502 amino acids)
Biological process (GO): regulation of transcription by RNA polymerase II
Cellular component (GO): transcription regulator complex; chromatin; PcG protein complex
Molecular function (GO): RNA polymerase II cis-regulatory region sequence-specific DNA binding; DNA-binding transcription factor activity, RNA polymerase II-specific
Source: RefSeq, a predicted model, not a curated record
CUGUGUAAACAGGAAGGAGAAAGUUGCUGCUUUAUUUUAAUUUACCCCCUGUCAAGUAGCAAGGUAUAGGCGUUAUUUUCUCUCCGUUUGUAGAACAUUGUCAGAACGAACCACGAGCUUACCUUAAAUAAUUCUGUAUUUUUACGUGGUAACCUGCCAUGUUUAAAUAGUAUUUUACGGAUCCUUUUGUACGCGGGCGCGACACCGACACAGUACGCUUUGCUGCACGUCGUUAUGCAGAGGGAGGGGGGUUUACUGUGUGUUACGGCUCUCGGAUCGAUCGGCCGGCUGCUUACUGAAAUGGUUCAAGUAACGGAAUUAAUUGAGACGAAUAUCGCCUGCGCCGGGAGCGUCGCCCAAUGAGAGGGCCCAGCGGGACCCGCACUUGGAAGCCGCUUGAGACCGGACUGUAGCUGCGGUCGGACCCGUCAUGUCGGCCACCGACGGCGCCGGCCCCGCCGCCUCGGCACUCGUGGCCGAGCUCUCCUUCUCCUUCCAGGACGAGCUGACGGCCACCAUCCACAACGCCUUCGGCGUGGCCGUGGAGAUCGCCGUGCUGGAGGUCACCAAGCUCGUGGGCCAGGCGCUGCGCGAUGUACGCGAUCAGAUGCACGAGACGCUGCGCGAGAACAGGGCGCUUCAGCAGCGCUUGCGCGCGACCGAGCUUGAGCUGAGCGUGGCGCGCGGGCGAGCGCGGGACGCGGACAAGGGGAGCGUGAAGGGGGAGGAAGAGAAGGAGGAGGACGAGGUGCGGCGCGCGCCGGCGACGAACCCUGAGCUCGUGGAACCCGGCGUCGCGGCGCGGCUGGACGUCCGGGAGAGGUACGACGUCGCGGGAGGUGAUGGUCACGCGGAGGCGGGCGCGCGCAACAGCCGCUCUUCUUUCUGCGAGAUUCGGGAGGACGGACAGGUGUGUUCGCAGGACUUGAGCCCGGAUCUGGAGGGAGAGUCGAGAAAAGAGCGUGGCAGCGUGACGGCUACGUUCACUGCAGCAGUUUCCAAGGGCAACCAGACUUGUAUGUACUCAAACAGCCAGGUGGAGACGCAAGUGGUCAGCUUUGAGCAGGUUUGCUCAGACAUGCCCUCAGGAGUGGACGCUGCCGUGCUUGUCAAAGUUCAGUCCUCACUGGAUAUGGACCUGCAGAAUCCGAAGGCUGAGCAGCCGGUCAGAGUGAAGGAGGAGUUAUCGGACCUGGGCUGCACGUCGGCUUCUGCCCCUUUUGUUGAGGCUGGAGAAGACUUUGGGCCGGACUGCCUCUCCCUGGCUCAGUCCAAGCUCCUGGAGGACUGGAGGCCCGAACCCCUUCACCUGCAGAGCUGCGACACAGAUCCCCUUAUUCCAUGCACCAGCCAUUCCUUGUCGGACUCCCCCGUGUUCAACCCUGAUUUACCAGACCUAGACAUCCACACACCGUCGUCCAGCAGCCUGCAUCCUCCAUUCUCCAAACCCUUCCCACCUGAGGAGUCCCUCUCCCACCCACUGUAUAGCACGCAGAGGAGCAGCACCAACGCCAGCGUACCCAAUGUCAGUGUGCCCAAUAGCACGGGCACCCACACCUGCAGGGUCUGUGGAGAGACCUUCUGCCUGCCAGAGGAGCUGCGACAGCACCGAAUGCAGCACCACGGAGCCAAACCAGGGAGGCACCCCAAGCGGCAGGCCUUCCCACCAGGCCGCAGCCCCUACCACUGCUCACUAUGCGGCCGUGACUUCAACCGAAUGGAGCACUUGAAGAUUCACCAGCGCAUCCAUACAGGCGAACGGCCAUACGCCUGCUCUGUGUGCAGUGCCCGCUUCCGCCACUCAUGGGCGCUGACCAGGCACUUCCGCAUCCACACAGGGGAGAAGCCGUACACCUGCAACCUGUGUGGCAAGACCUUCCGGAACUGUGGGGGGCUGCGUUUCCAUCAGCGCUCUCACUGCCUGGAAGGGAACUCCUGAUCUCCCCUUGUGGGGAGAGAAGUAUGGGUGCAUGAGAAGAAGAGGAUGGAGGAAAUGUCGAGCAGGGCGCGCCACACCCACAAGUAAUGUGGAACUGCAGGGAACAAAGGUGUGGCAUCGGGGCUCUCGUGAGGAGCUAUGAUGGUGCUGUGGGCAGACGCAGGAGCUCAGAAGAAAGUGAAGAGACUAAAACCACACCAAAGGGUCUCUGUAUGCGCUCCCAUCCACCUUGGAGUUGAGGAUAUGAACUGAAGUUCAAAUGUAUUGAAGACAAGUCUGCAAUGCGCUCCAUAUGUGUGAGGGGACAUCCAGAAUUUUAACUAAAAUUUUAAGUAGCAGAAAACCCAGAAACCUUCUGACACAUGUUGUAAGCUUUACAUAUGAAUUCUCUUAUCUUCCCACCAUUCAGCUUGUUUUGGCUUUUCGAAGUUAAUUUAAGUUCCACUUCUAGAAAAGGACUGAUUAACAAAUAUUGAAUUUUCUGUGGUGGAAAAACACCCAGAGCUGAGUAAAGGACAGAUGUUUACCUUAGUCCAGCUAAAGGUGGUCUCAUUUUCUUCAAGUUCUUUUUGGGGUUCAGAGAUCCAGGGGCUGAAGGAGGAGCCCAUAGACAAUCAAGAAACCAGAUCAAAUCUGAGGUUAGGAAUUACAGGAACAAAUUUUUUUUCUGUCUCCUUCCCUAUUAUAUUUUGUUAUGGUGGACUUUGUUUACACUUAAUAUGUUUGCCAGUGACUUUUUUUUGUCACGUGGGCUGAUGAAGAACUGCUCUCCAAAAUGUUGGCUCAUUUAGAAAUAAAUCAUUUGGUCUGA